AAAAUACUAUGAUGUAACCGAUGAAAACACUCUGCAAAACAAAUGUUCAAGUGAAGUAGAAAAAGCGAAAGAUAAUGAGAGAGAGAGUAAAUCAGAAGGACAGCUAAGGGUUUGCAAAGAGAAAGGAAAGAGGUAUGGUAAUACCAGCUCCAAUAAUAAAAUGCAACCAAAGAUCUUGAACAUUAUUAACGAUUCUUUCAACCAGAAGAAACAUUGA
Acaulospora morrowiae is the source of this 217-nucleotide messenger RNA. NCBI's taxonomy places the organism in Eukaryota, Fungi, Glomeromycota, Glomeromycetes, Diversisporales, Acaulosporaceae. The record is from the annotation of a GenBank genome assembly.